Molecule: messenger RNA, 1752 nt
Organism: Xenia sp. Carnegie-2017
Lineage: Eukaryota; Metazoa; Cnidaria; Anthozoa; Malacalcyonacea; Xeniidae
Source: RefSeq, a predicted model, not a curated record
AUGGCGAGUAGGCAAAAUUCUGCAAAAAAUCGUCGAGGAGGACAAUAUUGUGUUGCUGGUUGGCCCAACGGAAAAAGUUGUACAAACAGUCAACACACAGAGGGUGUUUCAGUACAACGUUUGCCCAUGAAUGACAAGGAGAGGCUGAGUUUCCACUUAUAUUGGUCGGCUAUGUCUACUAAGAUGGGAUAUGGAGAUAUGAUUGUGGCAAAAUGGAAAUCCAUUGCUAGGCACAUUACAAACAAGCAUGAAAACCAUCCAGAUGAGUUGUUUCCUAAAUGUGCUCAUGGAGAGCUAGAUGAACGUCUAUGGCUUCAAGUUGGAACUAAAUCAUAUCAGCGACUUUCCUCCAUUCUGUUGAAAAAAUCUGUUCUCAAAGAUGUUAAAAAACUAUCUUCAGAAGCACAAACUAGUUGUCUCGAAGGUUUUCAUUCAACAUUAAAUGGUUGGCAUCCAAAGAUGACCCAUUUUUCUUGGCUUGGUACAUAUUGCAGGCACGUACUGGCAGUACUUCAUUUCAAUGAAAACCUUCACAGACAGCAAAAAACAAAAAAUGGAACACCAUAUUAUUCUGUGACAUACCCAAAAUUUAAAUCAGGGGAUGAAGUAACUAUGUUAAUGAAAUCAAAAAUGUCAUGGUUCUUAGUUGUGAGGAAUCCAUGGACAACAUAUUUAAGAAGUAUAAGGAAAAAAAUCCCAGAAGCCUUAAACAAAACGUUCUCGGAUCGAAUUUCCAAAACUGAGGAAAUCCAACGGCAUUUGGAUAGGAAACAACUAUCUUCAACACAAUUGUUUCCCACAUAUCAACAGCAAGAUGUACUGCAAGCAAAAGGUUUAGACAAAGAAAAACAAGCUGCUUCAACAGGUCCUUCAGAUCCAAAAAAAACGCGCUUAUGCAAAAAUUGUGGACAGCCAAUGAAAGGACAUCCAAAAAGUCAUUGUCCACAAGAAUUACUUGACAAAUAUUCUUAGCAGGCCAACUUUAAAGUUAGUUAUAAAAUAAUAUACUAUGCUACAAAAAAUGUUUCCUACUUCUAUCAGUUUCUUUCCUGUGCUGACUUGUAGCCAGCAUGUUCUUGGCCUAGGGGAUUUCGUAAUGGAAAUCGUUUUCGGAUGUCUGUGUAGAUACAUGCAGGUAAUGGUAUACAAUUUUCCCAACCAAGGCAUCCACACAGCCAUCGAAUGACCCAAUGGUAUGCAACUGCUCUCAAGUAUCUAUGAGAAAUUCAAAAUAGUAAUUUCUAUUUGAUUAUUUAUUUUGACUUCACACAACAAAAUUGUGAAGCAUCACAGCACAAUAAUGAACCACAUAAAGGUAAAAAGUAGAGAUACAUGGCAGGAUAUUAAUCAUUCGUUACAAAACAAAUUUAGAAAUCAAAAAUGUACUAACUCAUUUUCGUGUAUUCUACGACACUUGUAUGACCUUCCAUCUUGGUCUCUUAGAAGUGAGCGAACAUUCUUCAAGACUGUAGCAUGUGUCAUAAUCGUGUACUCUUCGUGAAGAGUAACACAGCUAAUUUUUUCAAUGCUACCAUCGAAUACCAGUUUAUGUAAAGUAGGCCCAACCUCUUGACAACAACGGUAUUCAAUGGCAUCUGUCAGCAGUUGAGUACGACACAAGCUACAUGCACACCUAUAAAAAAGUGGUUUGUUAUCAUAUUUAUGCACCACGACAUAAGGACAAAAUAACAUGUUUAAUUCAUGGUUUUAUUUCUUCUAGAGUUCUAAUAACAUUUAUCAACUUACCACUUA